This is a messenger RNA of Guillardia theta CCMP2712, 435 nucleotides long. RefSeq lists its product as hypothetical. The record is from RefSeq and is a predicted model, not a curated record. Bases 1 to 435 code for a protein of 144 amino acids. Lineage: Eukaryota; Cryptophyceae; Pyrenomonadales; Geminigeraceae. The transcript has 2 exons.
AUGUGGUUUACUGUUACCAAGAUUGACAACAAAGAGAAGGGAUUUCGCAAGCUCCAGAGGGCAUCAUGGAAACAGGACCCUGUUCCAACCGCUACGGAAGUGUCACAAAUCCUUGGGCUGCCCGACGAUCAGAUCAAUGCCAUCAUCCAACGCGAGAUCUCGAUCGCCAAGGAGAGAAAGCAGCUACUUGAGUUUCUGAAGUACCCCAAGGGCGUGAAGGAACCUGCCCUGGAACCAUUCGUGAAGAUCCUUGCCGAGCAACGCCAGCAGGUGAGAGAGAAGUCCCUCAAGCGUUUCAACGUGCUGGUCUUCAAGGCGGGCAACCUCUCCAGCCAUUCCACAUACUCUGGAAGUCUACGGGCACUCUGGAAGAACCUGACCCCCGGUGAUCUCGUGUAUUGGAGCUACCCCAAGCGCAAGCCCAACCAUGCAUAG